AUGGCUUCUUCAAGCAAAUUUGGGAAUGUUUACCCCAGACCUGCACCUGCUGGAUCUCAACAGCCACAGCCACAUGCAUUUUCUAGGCAGAACCAGAAUCCAAGAUUCAAAGGGAAGAAAGCAAAAUACAACCCCAAUGUCACCUGCACUUACUAUAGGAAAAAUGGACAUGUGGAACUUAACUGUUUCAGACUCAUUGGUUUUUCAGAUGAUUUUCAGUUUACACAUGACAAUGGUUUCAACAAUCAGGAACAAUACAAUCAGUUUGUAAAGAUGUUCAAACACAUGAAAAUGGAAGAGGGUACCAACUCAGGGAUGAAGAUCAAUGCUAAUGCAGUGGCUGGUACGAUUGUUAAAUAUCUUGGUUCAUGUUUUUCUGUCACUAACUCCAGCACUUGGAUCAUAGAUUCAGGUGCUUCUGAACAUAUGUGUUUUGAUUCAACAUCAUUCAGAUCAUUAUCUUCUCUUACUCCUCCCUUAACUAUUAAUCUUCCUAAUUGUCAAACUAUUUUAGUCACUCAUAUUGGGACUGACCUUUCAAUGAGGAGGCCUCAAGUUUUUGGUGAAGUUUCAGAAGGUCUAUAUAUGUUCAAGCCUAAAGUCAAAAAGUCUGUUUUCAAUUCCAGCAAGAACAAAGUUGUUUUGCCUUUUACAGUUUCUAAUAGUUCUUCAGUUUCCUUUCCUUGUUUCAGUAAUGCUAGUUCUUCUUCUUUACCAAAUUGUACUAGUACUACUCCUAAUGUAAAGUUAUGGCACAUUAGAUUGGGCCAUUUACCUUUCUCAUCAACGAACAAUGUCAGUUUCAUUUCAAUUCCUUCUAGUUCUGAUUGUUUUUGUGACAUUUGUCCUAAGGCAAGUACUAUUUCUCAUGGAAGGGGCAAGUUUGAACCAAGAGUUAAGGCAUGUGUUUUUCUUGGAUAUCCUUUAAAUCAAAAGGGUUACAAAAUCUUGGAAUUGGAUAGCCAUAAAAUAGUUAUAUCCAGGGAUGUUACUUUCUUUGAGGCUAUAUUUCCCUUCACUGUUACUUCUUCUAAUUCUACUUCAAUUUUUUCCACUCCAUCUCCAGACACUCAGUAUUCUACUGUCACUGAUUCAUCAUCUGAUGUUUCAGUUCCUAACAUUCCUUCUCCAAAUUCAUUCUCUUCAGAUUCUUCUCCUUCACCUCCAAACUGUCCUUCUCUUAAAACAUCUCUUGUAACUGAUUCUAUUUUGCCCACUGGUUCUAUCCCUUUAAGAAGAUCACAUAGAUCGACUAAAGGUACUCUACCUAUUCACCUUCAAGAUUAUUUUUGCAACAAUAUAUUUCUUAGUCCUGUAACUAAGUCUUAUUUUGCUGCCCCUAUCACCUCUACUGGUAUAUCUCCUACUGGGAUUUUACCAUUUAAUCAGCUCUUACUAGAAUCAGUUUCCCAGAUCACAGAGCCUAACAGUUACUAUCAAACAUCUCUUCAUCUAAGUUGGUCCAAAGCUAUGUAA
This is a messenger RNA of Solanum stenotomum, 1476 nucleotides long. RefSeq lists its product as uncharacterized. The record is from RefSeq and is a predicted model, not a curated record. The transcript is spliced from 4 exons. Lineage: Eukaryota; Viridiplantae; Streptophyta; Magnoliopsida; Solanales; Solanaceae. Bases 1 to 1476 code for a protein of 491 amino acids.